This is a messenger RNA of Salvelinus sp. IW2-2015, 1971 nucleotides long. RefSeq lists its product as uncharacterized. The record is from RefSeq and is a predicted model, not a curated record. Lineage: Eukaryota; Metazoa; Chordata; Actinopteri; Salmoniformes; Salmonidae.
GGGCGGAGGAGACCGAGCGUCUCAUCGGGGAGCUCCUGGAGACCUUCAUCGAUGCCACAGACACCCUGGGUGUCCGGCUCCUGGACCGUGACKGAAUGCAGGCCAUCUGGCAGACCCAGAGACGUCACCUGGUCUGUAUUCAGGACCCCCCUGGUGUAAGCAUCUACACCAACAAGGGCAAGGACGUGACCAAGGGAGGGGUCAUCCUGCCUGUGUUGCGCUGCGCCCGUGGUUCAACCUCCCUGGAGUCUUUCCACCUCCACCUCAACCGCUUCAUUCCUGGAACAAGUGCGUCUGCCGAGCACUUUCAGGCCUACCUCCUUGAAGGGUUGGUUCGGUGGAACGAGGACCGUGCCGAAGCUGCAGCGGAGGGGGGGGGACAGAAGCAGACCCUGCACUGCUAUGAUGGUGUAGCCCAGCACGCCAUCAAUGAGCUGAGCCAGAAGCUCCUGGGCCGCAGCCUUGUGAAGGAUCACACAAGGCCUGCAAAGUACACUGGGGAACUCAUUGGGGUCGAGUAUCUCUUCUCCCAGAGCCAUGGUGACCAGAGGUUGGAGUCCAACCUCGGUAAGGACCCGGAUGUCCCAGACGGGACACCUGACCUACCUGAGGGAGGAGAGGUAGAGGAGGAUGGAGAGGAGGAUGACCUGAGAGAGCUUGAGGAGGAGGAUGACCCCACCAUGUCCUUGCCCGACCUCGAUGACCAUCUCCCACCAGUCCCUCCACUCAGGAAGGCCGCUCCACCGCCCACUCAACCCAACCCAUCCCAGGUACCUGUCGUCACACCCCCUGAUGACACUGUGGAGGAGAUGGACACUGCACCAGCUGCCAGUCAGGACCCGGAGGAUGACGAGUACAUAGGACCUGAUGGGGUUAGUGGAUACCAGCACGUGGUCCUCCUGGCCAAGAGUCUGCUGAGGCUGCUGGAGGGGCCAUGGAUCUCUAAUAGGCAAAUAGAGGAGAUCAUGGCUCUCUGGGGAAACCUUCCGGAGAGAGACAAGGCGGCAGUCUCCUACCCCGAGAGGUUCCGGGACCGAGUCCUGCAGGGGCGCUUUAAAAAUUCCAAGAACUCGAGCGUGAAGGGGGAAGAGAGUAUGAAGCGCUCCCUGCUUGGCCAAGGCUCUGGACCUGCUCAGUGGCCCAACACCAGCAGGACAGUGGAGGCCAUUUUUGUGGAGCUGUGCCACAAACACCCUGCUGGCAAGACGGUUCUUGGUAACCGGGUCAACAGGUGGGCUGCUAUCCUGGGGGACUACAGGAGAAUCAGGACCAUGGUGCUGGGCAGCCCAAACCUCAAUACCCACACAAGGCUGCAACUGUUCCAGGUCAACAAGCUGACCUUGACACAGUGGUACAACAAACGGAUAUCCUCUAUGGAGAGAGUGGCCCUGCACCAGAACCGGGACAGCAUGACUGCAGAGAGGGAGGAGUCAGGCCCCUUCCACGCUGCAGUCUGGAGCACUUCACCGCUGCCAGCCCCAUCAACCAGCAGCACCUACCAGCUGCCAGAGGACAGAACGGGGCAGGCUACACAGCYUGGCAGAGCAGACACUUGUCAGCCACUGCRACCUCUACCGCAACCCAGUCUGCCUACCACRUCCCUCCCUAUAACGCCKGMCUCCCAAGACCUGCCCUCGACCUCCACUCCUCUUCCCCCUCCUCCUGCUGGUGGACCCAAGGUCUCCAGGACKACUGAAUGGAGAAGGAAGAAGAAGCUGGAGUCUGGCAUUAAAGUCAGAGCGCACAAGCCAUACGAAGGCUAUAAGUGCUCGAAAUGUGGCAAGCCGAAAACUGCAGAGUUUGGACACAGUAUGUAUGAUUCUGUGAGAUUCUGUGCCGCUUCCUCUGGUGGCCAAACUGUGGAGGAGUGGCUGGCACUCAUGAGGGCCCAGCAUGGUGCUAGCAAAGGCCAGUAAACUCUGACUGACUGACUGACUGGUGUGUCAAUUGUAAAGUAGUUUUUGUAGAUGU